GCGGAGCCCCGGGAGGGCCCGGGACCCACCGCUCCCAGCCCGCAGCUGGGGCCCGGCGAGGUCUGGCGCAAGGCCGUUUGGCCGUGGGGCAGCGGUAAUGGGAGAUCGCGCCGCCUGUGCUGGGGGAGCGCAGGGAGGCUUUGUCUCUGCAGUAUAGUUUCUGGCUCUGGUUUCAGAGCAGGCGGGACCGUAUGGUGUAGGCAGGUUGCCUGGUGUGGGGGGAUUACACACGUGUGUGGGUGUGGGGUAACUGUGGGGUUCGGAAUAGAUUCCAUCCCCGUAUGCUGGAGAAAUGAGGCUGAUGUCCCGAGCACAAAGGUAUCUCGGCAGAAGGAUGUUCCCGAUUCCUGUGAAAUCUCUCAGGGCUGUAUUCUCACCGUGCAAGGAGCUGCAGUCCUGAGACACUUCAUUACUGCAGAAUUUGCUUAUGGGAGAGAUAAUCAAAACUAAAGCUUUGAUCGUACGUGAAUGAAUGAUGGUCUGACUUUUGGACAAAGUCCUGAAAGCAAUUAUGGAAAGAAAUGCUGCCUAAGGCCUGGAUUUUCUUGGAUCCUUCUGUGUUUCUCAAAAUGAGGAAUUGGACAGGAACAGCUUGGUAAACGCUCUGCCUCAUUUUCAACUGAAUUCUCAUCUAUCAACACUGGCAAAUAUUCACAAGAUUUACCACACCCUCAAUAGGCUGAAUCUGACAGAGGACGUUGGUCAAGACGAUCACCAGACAGGAAGUCUCCGGUCUUGCAGUUCAUCAGACUGCUUUAGUAAAGUGAUGCCUCCAAGGAAAAAGAGGAGACCUGCAGCAGGAGAUGAUUUAUCUGCUAAGAAAAGUAGACAUGAUGGUAUGUAUAGAAAAUAUGAUUCGACUAGAAUAAAAGCAGAGGAAGAAGUCUUUUCAAGUAAGAGGUGCUUAGAGUGGUUCUAUGAAUAUGCAGGCACUGAUGACAUUGUAGGGCCAGAAGGUAUGGAGAAAUUUUGUGAAGACAUUGGAGUUGAACCAGAAAAUGUAGUUAUGCUUGUACUAGCAUGGAAGUUGGAUGCACAAAAUAUGGGCUACUUUACAUUACAAGAAUGGUUAAAAGGAAUGACGUCACUACAAUGUGAUACUACAGAAAAAUUGAGAAAUUCUCUGGAUUACUUGAGAUCUUUAUUAAAUGAGCCUACCAAUUUUAAACUUAUUUAUAGAUAUGCAUUUGACUUUGCACGGGAAAAGGACCAGCGCAGCCUAGAUAUCAAUACUGCCAAGUGUAUGUUGGGCCUUCUUUUAGGAAAAACAUGGUCCCUUUUUCCAGUAUUUCACCAGUUUCUAGAGCAAUCAAAAUACAAAGUUAUCAAUAAGGACCAAUGGUGUAAUGUUCUGGAAUUCAGCAGAACAAUUAACCUUGACCUCAGUAAUUAUGAUGAAGAUGGAGCCUGGCCAGUGUUGUUGGAUGAGUUUGUGGAAUGGUAUAAAGGAAAACAGAUGACAUAGGAGUUUAACUAUGCACAGCCACUCAAGAGUCACUGUUACCACAGUUAUGUCAACCAUUAGCCAUAAACUGCUAUUUGUAUCAAAGUGCAUGCUGCUUUUCUUGCACUGCAUCCCUUUUGCAGGGGACUUUUGAUGUUUGCUAUUUAACAAGCUAGCUAUGCUUGCUGUGUAGCAUUGUUCUCUUUGAAGGCUGCUUUGCAUUUUGUAUUUACACUACGAAUUGGUGAACUUGCCAGCGUCUUCACUGUGAUUAUGUGUAUAUUGCUGUUUAAAUUUUGUAUAUGUGUAUAAAAAAAAGAAGCUUCACCUAGGGAUUAUUUCUGCAGAACUGUAUUGUAAAAAUAAUUUUGUGGCAUAUUUCUAGUCAUCACUUACAUGUUUGUUGAAACUCUAGUUAUUUUGUUUUCCUUUUGGUCUCAAAUGUAGCAUUUCAGAAAAUGAAAUGAACAGACUGCUUGGACAUAGUUAUGUGAAGAACUAUUGUCAAUUUUAAUGUUACUAUUUGAGAUGCCAAUUUCUGAGGGGAGAAGACAUGCUGUAACUUUUUUCACAGGAAUUCGCCAAAUCUGACCUAUUGCUUAAUAGGAGCAAAACAUUCAUGUCUUAAGAAAAAACAGUAAACAUAUAAAUAUUAAAACACUGUAUUACCUGUACAUGCCACAGAUAAUUUCCAUUUGAAGAAAAAAGUACUGACUUUUUAAUGUUAAAACUGCAGUAGUAAUUACAGGUACAAAUGAACAAAUUAAAGUCCCUUUAAAAAAUGGGUUUUAGACUUCUGUAAAUUGCCUUUGGCAUACUCCUUUUCAUUUUGGUGAACCAAGGGUGCUUGGUCUAUGCUGCGAUCUAGUGAAAUUGAAACUUCUAGCUAAAAUUAGUGGUUUGGGGAAUAAAGUCUGCUCACUCCUAGCACACAGACAAUGUAGAUUUGGGGGGGGGUGCGGUGGGGUGUUUGUUUGUAACGUUAGUCUUUCCCAAGGUCUCUGUGUGUUUCUAAGUAAUUAAAAAUAUUAUGUUGGAAGGUCAAAAUAUUACUUUUUCGUUCAUGCUGGGGAUUGGAAUUUCCUUGCAGAAUGUCCAUUGCGGGCAAUGGGCACAUUAAACACCAGCAUUAAAUGACAGUACUUUUUAGUAGGGACCACUGCCUGUUUCACUCAUUUCUUUAUCUGUAUAGGACAGUUCUAGUGGUUAUUUCGGGGAAGAUGAGUGAAUGGAAUGAUGUUUAAGUUCCGUAAUUUUGUCACGUUGUCUUUGCCUUACCGUUCUUUAUUAAGUAACGUUAGUGUUGUUUUUUAUAAAUUAGGUCCUUGAAGUAUCCGGUGCUAUUAAACUUUGAUCCCUAAGAAUUUGUUAAAAUGUUCCAUAUUGAUUCAUGGAGCAGUUAACAAAAAAGGGCCAGUGGUUGUUUUGGAAUGAAGAAUAACAUCACUUUUCUGUAGAAAUAUUUUACAAGGUAUUGGCAGUUUUGAUAUUCCUCUAGAAUGCAAUCCAGGGGAAGCGGGACGGGGGAAGCGUUUUAGGUUGAAUGUGAAAUUUUCAGCUGUAUCAAAGGUCCUAUAUUCUGCCAUCACUGAAGUCAGGAACAACUAUUAUUAACUUGACUGCUUUCACAAUUAAGCCUAAUUUAGCAAAAGCACAGUAGUUUGCUGCCCUGGGCUGGGAAGCUGGAAUUGUGUUGCUACAAGUGCUCAAUUUGUGUUCAAGUUUGGUUUGUUGUUGGUGGUUUAUGUUUGUCAAACUCAGCUGCCAAAGACAAAAAUUGUGUGUGUUUGUGUAUAUUUGUAUAUACAUAAAUAUACAAUAUGUAUGCAUAUACAAAACCUAGGAAGAAAAUACUACCUUUUUCCCCAUGAAACAGUUAUGUUUGGAUUUCCAUGACACUAAACAGUGCUCUUUAAGGUUAAUAGUGGUAAAGCAUACAUAGUCAUUGCUUUUUCAUGUACUAAUACGCAUAACCUUAAUUCCAUGUUUGAUGCCAGUUUGCACAAGAAUUUAAUUCAGUGGAGUGUGGUAUUUAAUGUUUACAAUAAGCCUCUUACUAAAUCACACACAUUUUAUUAAUACUUCUGAUGUAAAUGUGUAUAUUACCAUAAUAUAACCAUAAGGAAGUAUCAGUGGAGCUGCUGGUUUAGUUCUUAAAAGAAUGAACUUCGAAGCAAUAUAGCUUUUAACAUUAGGCUAAAUUGUGGUGGCUAAGAUUUUAAGUGAAGUACUGUAAUUGUUCUUAAAUGUUAGGCUAGUUAUUGACUCUAGAAAACUGUUUAGCACAAAUUGGCAUGAAUACUGCAACAAAUACAAGGUUUGCAUAAAAGGUUUUGUAUGUCACAAAUAAUUUGGCUUCCAAUAAUGGAAGCAAGAGCCAAAGACACUUUUAAUCUAUUACUGUUGUAGGUAUAACUUUCAUAUAACAGGGUCAACAGAAAUCUGUGCAGCUCAACCAGGUGCUCUUUUUCCAAGUUUUGCUAACAUUUAGCAGAAUACAAAAUUUAAUUAAAAGCAAAGAAAACAGAGGAAAGGAAACCUCAGAAAGUAAUUGCGCUAAGUAAACAAACUCCUCACUUUUCCUUUGGGUAAAAAUAAUUGGGAGUGAUGGAAAGGAAGAUUGUGUUUGGAAAUUAAUCAGAUGCUGCAUAUUUUUCCUUCCAGUUGCAAGCAGGAUGGGUCUGUUAUCUUCAGCUGGUUUAUAAAUGUGCCUCUUCAUAAAAUAAACCACAAAUUCAAUUACAGCUAGGAGACAGCUUUACUGACAUUUAUAGAAAACCAGUGGACUGAAAUGGAGCAUAUGGCUUGAUAAGCUUCCCUGUGCUGUCCAUCCUCCUGUUUUUGCUAUGUAUGCUGAUAAGCAGAGGAUCCUAACAUUGCCAGCUCUUGUAUUUUGGUGAAAUUCCUUCUCAUUUUUAAACAAGUGUGUAAACUUAACUAAGCUACUCAAUUUACCUUGUAUUUAGUUCAAGUUUGGUGUUUGCUUUUUUGUUUGUUAUGCCAUCAUGUAGUUGAUGUAGGUAUUUUUUUCCUUUUGAAAAGUAAUAUGCAGAACAUGCUCACUUCUUGGACAAGACACUGAAAGUCAUUCUGGCGGAAGCGUCAUGAGUCUUAUACUAAUUUUUCUGGUAUAAUAUUUCCAUCCUUAUAGCAGAAAUUUGAUCUAUGUGCAAUUCAUGGUUAGUAUUUGAGAGACGUAAAGUGGAAAGCCAGUUAAUGAAAGGAAAACAGCAUCCAGAGGCGGUAGCAGUAGACAUUCUGAUAGAUGACAAACAUUUGGAGCUCUUUAUUAGAAUAGCUAGAGAGAAUAUUAGUAAGAGAAACAGUCCAUAAAUUCAGUUUCAUUCUACAGCAAAAUAAUACUAAGUAUUUAAAAUAUUAAUGGAAUCCUGUGUUACUGUUGUUUUUUUAGUUUUUGUCUUUUUCAAGGAAGGCAAGCUGGAGAGGAUGGAAUUGACUGGAAUCCUUUAUGCACUUGAGUUUUCAGUUAAAACCUCUUUAAGGUUGUCUUUAAGCUACGAUAAAUAUUUGGGUCACCUUUGUGUAGCCUUUUCUAGUGUUUGUUGAGGACUGGAGGCUUCUCCCAUUUUACCACAAAUAACACACAUUUUAUUUCAUUAUAAAUAUGCUCACACAAUCAAAAUUAGUUAUAGCUCAUUGCUACUUCGUUAUGUUCUGAAGUUGCUUUUCUGUAGGGCAAGAAAUGGACUUGAGUUGUGUUAACAUUUUCCCAGAUUUCUGUUGACCCUUGGUCACAAGUCUAACAGAUUGUUUAAUACUCUUGGAAUUCAUGUAGACAGCUUUAAAGGUUAGCUUGUGCCCUGGUUUUAAUUAUAACUGCUAAAAUACCUCUUUCUAGGCCUUAGAUUUUUGUCCUUUCAUAUUGCUGUAAAAGUGUAUAGAAUCCAUCCACCAACUGAAUAGUUUGUUGUCUGUAAUUGAGACCAAAACUUGGCUUGAUUUUUUUGUUGUUUUUUGGGUUUUUUUUAUUUUUUUUCCCCCUCUGUGUGUGUGUGUAUACAUGUCACAAAAUAGUACCGACUGACACUGCUGUUGCAGGAACAGCAGUUAACCUGUAAAUGUGAAUGCUUUAUGUCUUAGUUAUUUGGGUAUUACAUACAUAAGGUGUGCUAAACUCCUGUGACUCACAACCUGACAAAAAUACUGUUAUGCCACCUAACGUGAGUUCAUUCAGUUGAUUUUACUUUUUUUUUUAGGUAUUUUGCUGGUGUUGAUGUAAAAUGGCAUCCCACAAAUAAACAGUAUUUGUGUUGGUUUCAGCAACUGA
This is a messenger RNA of Columba livia (rock pigeon), 5732 nucleotides long. RefSeq names its product defective in cullin neddylation 1 domain containing 4 (gene DCUN1D4). NCBI's taxonomy places the organism in Eukaryota, Metazoa, Chordata, Aves, Columbiformes, Columbidae. Gene Ontology annotation, biological process: protein neddylation. Gene Ontology annotation, molecular function: ubiquitin conjugating enzyme binding; cullin family protein binding; ubiquitin-like protein binding. The record is from RefSeq and is a predicted model, not a curated record. The transcript has 11 exons. Bases 767 to 1465 code for a protein of 232 amino acids. Gene Ontology annotation, cellular component: ubiquitin ligase complex.